GUGGCACUCCGACGUGUAACCAGAGAAAAAUGGCCGACGAAAACAAACCUCUUUUGAAACUCGGGUUGGAAGGCGGCGCUCAGGAUAGCGGUGGAGAGGAAAGCAUCAAGAGCGUCGAGGACGUAAAAGUAGUUGAUGUCAAAAAAUGGUCCCAAAAGUCCAAGAAAUAAAACAACAGCUAAAUCACCGAGAAGCCAAAGUUCUUCCAAACCAACGACUCCCAGGGGCGGUGAUAACCCAAAGGCUAAGACCAAAGAGGAUGAUUCACAAAUGGCGAGAGAUUUAAGAAGGGUAUGGAUGAAUCCCAUGUUAGCUGAGCUGGAAAGGAAAAUACAAGAGAAUAACAGAGUCAUGGAUGAAAUGAAUAGGAAGUGGAGAGAGGAAAAAGAAGCAGAAAGAAAAUUAAGAUUAAGUGAACACAUUCCAGAGCCACUGAAGGGACAUGGACAAAAUUUGGAAGACAUAAUUAAACAUUUGGAAGACCUUAUGGUUUAUGAAAAUUAUGUGGAUGGCCUAGAAGAACAAAAAUUAAUACCUGCAAAGUUAAGAUUACUGGAUGAAAAUGCAGAGGUGGCCAUCCUGUCGCAUGGCUUGUCAGCAUACGUCUCUCUGCUUGAACCCUCUCAUUUAAAACAUUUCACCAAUAAUAUAGUAGAGGACACUUCCCUGUGGCUCUCACGGAUGUUCAGAUUUGAUGAUGCAGCAGUGUUCUACCACGAGGACGAGAGAGAAGGCUUAAUCAGGCUGUGCCGUCUUGCCCUGCACAAAAAGUUUCCCAAAUACUUGGAUGAGGGCUAUGAAGCCCUAUACUCCAGGCCCCCUGUGAUAUACCUCAGCUCUGCAGCCAAAGCUGGGAUGGGAGAUUAUCUGUGUGCACAGCUUGGAUUGCCCAGUUCAUGUCUCAGUACAAUUCCCUGCAGCAUACAACCAGGCUGUCAGCAUAAAAUGGAUACAACAGCAUUAGAGCAACAAGUGGAGGAUGAUGUCACGUCAGCCAGGACACCACUACUGGUGUUAGGAUAUGCAGGUACUCCUGUCAUUGCUCAGGUUGAUGACAUAGAAAAGAUUCAGAGCAUUUGUAAAAAGCACCAGAUUUGGUUUCAUGUGGAAGGUCAUCACUUGGCCACCUUAGCCAUGUACUCUGUCCCAACCAAUGUGUCACCAGUGAAGACCGGAGACAGUAUCACUCUAAACCUGGGCUGCUGGCUGGGUCUGCCCUCUUUGCCUUAUGUGACCUUAUAUAAAACUGCUGACAGCACCCAGGCCUACCAUGCUGGCCUGACAUCUUUACAGACACACUACAAGCUCAGUUGUCUUCCCAUAUGGGUGUGUCUACAAAACCUGGGGCACGAAGGGGUGGUCAACAGGAUCAAAUUAUCAGUAGACUUGGCAGAGAAAAUGCAUGAAAAAUUGAUGGGACACAGUUCACUUCAGGAAGUGAGUAACACAGUUAAGCCUGCUGACAAGGACCCCAAUGAAACAUCUUUAAGGUCACGUAUCAGUAAAGCUGUUGUCAAUUUUUUGACUUAUGAAAUCUCUUCCCCAAGUGUGGUAUUUAAGUACAGUUGUUAUGCGUCAGAUGCGCCGCCAGAAGUAGCCUCUUAUGCAAAAAAUGCACCAAAACCCGUCAAAAUUCCAGCAAAGAUGCCCGAGCGUGCCCCAUAUGCAGCUCAAGAAACUUCUGCCAACCAUGUUCCCAGCAGCACUCAAUCAGAGGAUGGCGCUGAACCCCCCACUAUGAGUGUGGGCACAGAAGAGAGUUACAGACAUGAAGAUUAUUUUGAUGCCCUUAACAUUUGGCUUGCUGAAACUCUAAAGAGGGAAGUGUCUACAGUGCACCUGGACACCAUUGAAGUUCCAAAUGAAGGACUGUGUAUCAGGUUUUCACCACUGGAAAAUGCACAAGUCCAAGGAACAACAUUGGAAGAUAUGGAGGUGUGGGGGAAAUCUCUAGGCAAGCAAGUGUCCAUUCUGAAUGCCACAGUGAAGCAGAAGGAGAACUUCCAGGAGGUUGUGGAGGCCCAGGAUAACCUGAGGCUUGUCCACCUGCCCACCUGGGCUGGACUGGGAGCAGUGCAAUACAUUCCAGACCACUGGAUAGACAAAUUGGAUGCUCUGACGGCUGCUGCUAAAAGAGAGAUCAAUCACCUCAACACUGAACUAGUCAAACAACUCAAAUCUAGUGACACUGCAUUUUCAUUAGGUAGAGCAGAGGAUGGUUUGGUGUGUGCAAGGUUUGGUCUCAUCACUGAGGAGACAGACAUGGAAGAGCUGAUAGGACUGGUCUACACUACUGCCAAAGAAAUUGAAGAAUCAUCCAAAUUCCUGGAGAAGAUGUCAGAAAUUGUCAGGAAAGGUAUAGAGGCAGCCAAUGAAGAUCUGAAGAAAGAAAAUGAAGAAAAACUUAUACAGGAGGGCCUUUUACGCCAUGUUCCACUUGUGGGGUCACUGGUCAGCUGGUGGUCACCUCCUCCCAAGGAGACGGGGGUCAAGGGAAGGACAUUUAAUCUGGCGUCAGGUAAGGUCCACAGCACGGAGGAGACCUAUAAGUACCACAUGCAGAUCCAAGAGGCCUCCCCAGAUGCUCUUCAACCCAAGCCAAAGCAGGGCCCCCUGAAGGCUAACCUCAAACCAGCCCGGCACCACAGCACCAGCAGUCAGGGUUCCGUGGUAGAGAAUGGGCCUGCACAGGGACUCAAGGUGACAGAGUCCAGUGUGUCUAGCCUCAGUUCAGACUCUCACAGCAAGCCAGAGCAAGGAGUGGAGGGUGGAGAGGCCAGUCCUCCUCCCCAGCCAGAACCACCUGCUUCGCCAGUUCCCAAGGAGCAGCCUGCUGCGGCAGCAGAGAGCACUUCUUAAAUGCAACAAAGCAGCUACAAGAGGGGCAGGUUUUCAUAGUGGAAGAAAGACACUAAAACACAUGAUAUCAGCUGUGAAUGUUUGAGGGGUGGUGAAAACAACAAUUAUCAUUUUAAAUUAAUUGUGGGUGCAUAUCAAACAGUGGGGACAUUGCUGUUCAAGGUUUCUAAGAGGUUUAUUUUUACUGGAGGUUUAUUUCAUUACUAAGUCAAACUUGUCAAGGUUAUAAAAUAGAAAAAGGAAAAACAACCUGUAGUUUUAUUUAACAGGUAGUUACAGGGGAUCUUUUUAUGGUAUUUUAUGCAUGGUUUCUAUGCACAUCUACUGUUCAAGGGCACACUGCUUAUUAUAUCUGUGAUCAGAAAUUGACAAAGGAUAUUUGGCUGGUUCAUGUCAUUGGGAGAGAUUUAGCUGCGUCAUGGUGAUGCAUUAGUUCAUGGAUUCGAGUUAGAUAGGGCUGCAUCAAGGUGAGGUUAUGAGGCCAUGGGCGGAGUUUGCAGUUGUGGUGCAGAGGUAUCAUGCCGUGGAAGAAGUUUGGAGUCAUGCUAAAGAGGUGUCAUGCCGCGGGAGAAGUUUAGACUCGUGCUAAAGAGGUGCCAUGCCGAGGGAGGAGUUUGGAGUCAAUAGUGGUGUAUAUAUUGAUUGAAUACUUGGUGCAGAGUCUCUCAGGAUCAUGAUCAUCAUUGCAAGGCCUGAUGUCAUGAUGUUUUUGUAGAGGGAGAAAAAAGGGCUCUUAAGGGGAUUAAAAUUUUGGCAGGGGCAUGGUCUGUUAGCAAAAGACAACUUUAAGGUUUAUCAUCAUUUAAGACAGACAGGUAUUUUGAAACUGGUGUUGUGAAGAAUUACAGCAUUAAAAAGCUCUAUACUUUGAUUUUAAGGCAUAAUUCAUCUGAAUUUCACAUCAACUAUCAAAUCUGCAGGAAGGCCAUUGGAUAAGAUUUGGAUAGAAAUGAUUCAUCAAGGGGUCACUCAGUUACAUUUUGUUUUGCAAAAUUUGAAGACAUUUAUAACAUUUAGUGCCUUUUUUCUUUGACAAAUAGAAAAGUUGCUGUUAAGGUGCAUACAGUGUGAUUGUAAAAUGCAGUAAAACUUAAACAUUCCAAAAACAGUUUGUAUUUCACAUAUGUAAUCCUUGUCAUGGUCAUUGCUUUAAGGGUGCUAUUGUGUCUUUUCACUCAGUUUUUGGUUAUAUUUAAAAUGUAAAGUUCAAAUAGUAGACAAGUGAAUUCAAUUUUGAGAGCACAAAGCAACACAGACACCAAUUCAGCAGCUAAUUUGAGCUUUAAAUGUAACUUUUUUUUACUAAAUGUUACAUCUAGGAUGUUGUUGUUAAUUUCCUGACUGUGAUACAUAUUGCUAUUAUCUGCUGAAUACAUCUGAUGUAUUGUGAGUGUUUGAUAACUUUUUUGCUAACAUUGCUUUGAUAUGUAAUAUUCUCUUAGUAACACUCUUCCAAGAUUUGCAGUUCUCCACCGUCUGCAAGUCUAUGUAUGUCUAAAUGCAAACAGUUUUAAUGAACAUUUCAACAUGAAGCAGUGUUAUCCAGGUGUUGUAUGUAAUACUAAAUAGUAGCAGGUGUCUCAGUGAUCAGCAUCAAGUAAAGUUUCCAAAGUAGCCUUUUGUAAAGACUAGAAAAAGAUGUACAAUAAAAUACACCAAAAGUGAUGCCAGUGUAUUACUGGUAUGCAAGUAAAAUGACUGGAAAGGCUUUAGGUUAUUAUAUUUUUACAAGUUUUGUUAUGUUUGGUUGUUGCAGUAUUGUUGCAAUGGGACUUGUUAAAAUAAUAUUGUGGAGAUUUCAUGUUUUUUAAGUAUGUGUGGUGUUGAUUACUGUAAUAAGUAGGUCUAUUUCUGAGAUCUUAAUAGCCUUGUCUUCUUUGUUUUGUAUUCUGUUACUUGCGGGUUUUGAUAUCUGAUUUCAUAAUUGUUUUUUGUUUUUGUUUUUUGUUUUUUUCAUCAGCAGUAAUAUGGCAGGUUUAAAUUGAGAACCAGGGCACAGAUACAAAUAGGUCAUAGCAGUAUGAAAAUAAUAUUAUGGGAAUAAAAAUGUCUUUUCAUG
Molecule: messenger RNA, 4918 nt
Organism: Lingula anatina
Lineage: Eukaryota; Metazoa; Brachiopoda; Lingulata; Lingulida; Lingulidae
Product: putative pyridoxal-dependent decarboxylase domain-containing protein 2
Biological process (GO): carboxylic acid metabolic process
Cellular component (GO): intracellular membrane-bounded organelle
Molecular function (GO): pyridoxal phosphate binding; carbon-carbon lyase activity
Source: RefSeq, a predicted model, not a curated record